Molecule: messenger RNA, 1137 nt
Organism: Marchantia polymorpha subsp. ruderalis
Lineage: Eukaryota; Viridiplantae; Streptophyta; Marchantiopsida; Marchantiales; Marchantiaceae
Source: the annotation of a GenBank genome assembly
AGAGUUGAUGACAUACGAUAAGAAUGGGACUAUGAAUUCAGCUCCACUGUCACAUAAAAACUCAUGAAAACUGCCAUAGCAGCGGAGAACCAUCAACCUGAAGAAUUGGACAUGUUGAAGGACGAAGGAAGAGCGGAAGAAGGAUCUGUGUCCACUGAGCAUGACCUGGGCUCCCGUGGGGCAGUUCAUGGUGUGUCUUUACCAGAGGAGAAAUUUCAACGCGACAACAGUGUAGACUUCAUGAAUUUGCCGAUGGAAAAUACUGAAGAGGAAGCACCUCCAACCUUCAAAGAUACAAAAUCUUCAAAAGAGCCUGCAGAUGUUCACUCGAAAUCUCUCACGGUUUCUCCUUCAUUCCAGUUCACAGGGCUGAAUCAUGUCGCCUUUUGUUGCGAGAACCUGGAGAAAUCGUUGGAUUUUUACUGUGGACUUUUGGGUUUGAUGACUAGUCCAGAUAGACCAGAGCUUCCGUAUAGAGGAGCUUGGUUACUUUUGGGAGCUGAGGGUAUUCAUAUCAUGGAGGUUCCCAACCCUGAUCCAGUUCACGGUCGGCCUGGGCAUGGUGGUUUCGACAGACAUGCAUGCUUAAACUGCAAGAAUGUUGAAGGUCUUCGACAAACACUUGAGAAAGCAGGGAUACCGUACCAGCACAGCAUGGUGCCCUCAAUAUUCUGUCGCGAUCCUGAUGGCAAUGGAUUGGAGUUUAUUGAAAUUAGUCCUCUGAAAUGAAAAUUACAGUCUCAAGAUGAUUAUCAUGAGAGACGAUUUCAAGCCUCAAAAGAAAUUGAAAUACAAUGUAUAAAUUUCAGUGAAAUCCACAUCAGGAUCACUAUCAGUUGUCAGAUAGAGAGUAGGAACAUAGUUCUUUAAAUUUUGUGGUCAAAUUCUGAUUUAGUGUGAUAGUACAGAGAUACAUUGCGACGUAGAUAAUGUAAAAGAAUGUCAUUUCCAAAUUUGAAGUACGAGGAACAAUCCUCUGGAAUGAUGAAAGGAAUGUUAUGAAGUUUCAAGAGAUAAAUUUCUCCAUUAAAUGGUGAGCUAGUCCCCAUCUGGUAAAGGCAGGACGAUGGGAUCGACUUGUACAGGUCUGGUUGUAAUUUGAUGCCAAUGUUUGUCUUAUAAUACACGCAGAGACUC